Molecule: messenger RNA, 1446 nt
Organism: Apiotrichum porosum
Lineage: Eukaryota; Fungi; Basidiomycota; Tremellomycetes; Trichosporonales; Trichosporonaceae
Exons: 2
Coding region: 1-1446 (481 amino acids)
Source: RefSeq, a predicted model, not a curated record
AUGACAACUGCAACGACAAACGAUAUCGGGCCAGUCCGUCCCAUGGGCUUGCACGAGCGGUACAGCUUGACACGCCAGAACCUUGGUCACCCACACACCAUCCUCCAUGUCGUUACCUACCCAGCCGCCCAGCUCCCCAAGCUGUCCUUUAUGGAAGCGCGCGUCGUCGAGCUCCAGGCACGACUGCCCAUGCUGCACCCGCGAUUUGUUGACACGAAAACAAACCACCCGGGCUACGUCGCCGGUGCAGUGUGGCCAGCCAACAAGAUUGUGCGCGAGGUGACGUUCACUCCGGCGGCGACGGGACACGAUGAAUCCCUGGCACUGUACAACGCCGAGAUGCUUCGCUUUUCGGCAGUCGACUAUGACACAGAGCCCAUGUGGGCUGUCACCCUAGCAAGCGCGCCUGGCGCCGAGCAUGCGUAUCUCCUCGUGGCGUUUACACACCCGAUUAUCGACGGUCGCGGUUCAAGCUUCAUGCUCCGCGCCCUCACGGCCGAGAACAUUGACUAUAUCGAGACUGAGACGUGGGAGGGUCCCAAGGGCUGCGACGAGACCGUUUCUACCAAGCCGAGUCUCGGCUUCCUCCUCCCCAUCGUGUUCCGCGAGUUGCUCCUCCCGAAGAUGCCGCUGUUUAUCCAGCGUCCCUUCCUCUCCGACGAGCCCUGGCCGGCAGACGCCGUCAAGGGAUCGGUUGUGAACAGCACCCAGGACAUUGAUCUCGUUUCCAUCGACCAGGACGUGACGACAAGGGCCAAAGCCGCCGGCAAAGAGCACGGCGUAGCGACCCUCCACCCUGUGGUGAAGAUGGCGUGGGUGGCCGCGCUCUGGCGUGUCUUCCACAAGGAUGCCAAGCCAUUCCACUGCUCCGCUGGCUCGGCCCGAGACGAGCGCAAUGCCGAGCUGGGCCAUGCGGCCAUCACGCACAAUUACGUGUCCGCGACCGAGUGGGAGGCGACGCUCACUGGUGACGAGCAGUUCUGGGACGUUGCCAAGCAAAUCGCGUACCAAGUCUCAUCCGACCAUGGUAUCACCGAAGGACGGAUGACCAUGGGUCUCCUUGCGCACAUUCCCGACCCGGACGUCGACCCGGCCUCCAAGGACUAUGACCCCAAGCUGCCCACCGGCUGGGAAAAGUACUUUCACGGCCGCGCGACCUCGGAAAACCCUUACCGCGGCAGCGCAUCGUUCAGCAACUUGGGAUACUACGCCCUCCCGCCCGGAGCCACGGAUGCCAUGUGGGGCCAGACGGCGUCGCCCUUUGGCCCGGCAUACCAGGUCAGCAUCAACGGGCAUGAGGGCGGUGUACGACUCACGGCCUCGUUCCGUGAUGGCGCCGUCACAGAUAAGCAGCACACCCACGACUUGCACGCCGUGUAUCUCCGUGUCAUGGAGCGUGUGGCUGCGGGAGAGAGCGACAAGACGAUCGACGAGAUCACACAGUGA